AUGGAACUGGACCUCGGCCUGGACACAUCGGAGCCAAGCGUCCUCGAAUGGGCGAGAGCGCAAGGCGUUUGCGUGGACUAUGAGACAGAGUUACUGCACAUUCGCCAUCUUCAGUCACCAUUAGACGAUGAGAUCGAUCGACAUCUCCACGAGCCCUCCGAUGCGACCAUCGACACGGCUGUCAGCGGGCUUGUCAAAGAAAAGCUUACGGUGAACAAAGACACUGCGUGGCUCCUCAAGGCAGCACAUGCUCUCCAGGAUGAACUUCCGAGCGACCUGACGGUUACUAAUAGCCGGACGUGGAGGCGCGAUCUACGUCAAGAGCUACCUGUGCUACGAUCUGAUCAUGAGCUUGAUUUGCUCAACUUCGGUGGUACAGUUGUGCCAGACUUCAAGAAUUUACAGAUUCCUUCGGAGAUCAUGGUAGAAGAAAACGAUGAGGGCUUUGGAUGGCCAGCGAGGUAUCUCGACUACCCUGCACAGUGCGACGCGCAGGUCAAAGUCGAAAAGCUCGCCAUCUCACGGGAGGUGUUGGUUUAUCUCCAGGACACUAUUCGAGACGCGUAUGUACCGGAAGACGGCCAAAGGCUGGAGGCAGAGAGCCUGAUACGAAAACAGAAGCCCAAUAUCCGACCUGUGACACCGCCUUUACUCCCAGUAUCGCCGCCACUGACACCAUACAUUCCAUCUUCACCCACAAAUCGUCUGCCAUUCGAUUCAGAUACUGCCGAAUCGGUUACUAUUGAGGCGCAGGCUCUGCAGGAGCAAAUUCUGGCAGCGGACGUUCUUUUUCGCACAAACUCGAAUAGCAGUGAUUCGAUGCUAUUUGAUCUUGCUCAUCCAUCUCAAUUUAAUCCUGAUUUCGAACCAACCAGUUCGCCCAUACUGAAGCGCCGAGCUGAGGAUCUCAAAGUGGAAGGUCCUCUUACGCCAUCGAUGUGUUCUAGUUCGCCCAUGAAAAGGCUCAAAUCUGUGUCUUUCGCGGACGAAUCCUUACUCUACAAGCCAUGGGGUGAGGAUGAUGAAGGUGGGGCUGGCUCUGACCAAUUCUUCCACGAAAUCGAGGAGCAGGCUGAGCGCGCCAACGAGAAAAUCGAAAACGAACGACUGUCCGGCGCUGACACGAUUGCAAGAGUCGAUAUUCCAUACAUGGACUUCUCGCUGCCCAUGGCACCAUGGAUAGAGUACAGUCGGCGCAAGGGUGGCGACCAUCGACCUGAUGACACGGAACUGCAAGCGCAGAUGCAAUUCCUCUUACGCAUCAAGCGAGAGGAUCUGAGGUUUGCGAAGUCGUGGCAUGGGCUUUCGAUCCCGGAACGAGAGUUGAAGUGGGGCUUUCUCACUACCAAGGUGUCUACUCUCAGUCUCGAAGAAAAGCUUCAUGGCGAGUCGGAAGUUGCUAAGAUCGUCACUGAACUGACUACGGGCGAUGUCGCGACUAGCUCAGCGCAAGUGUGGAAACGCGAAGGCCUGCGUAUCCUUGACGAAGAUGAGGACGAAGAAGAUUUGGAUCCAGAGGAAUACGAUGAGCGAAACGACAUGGAGGCUCUGAUACGCAAGCGAAAACUUGAAAUGGAGGAAGAGGUCGUAGAGAAGCAUCGCAGGCGCACCUCUUCGCAGCCGAUUGCGCGUCCACAGAUCCGAUCCUCCACAGAGAUGCAAGAGAGCCACCACUUUAGAGAACGCGAGCCAACAGAAGACCAGUCGGCGAAGACCCGAUCGAAGAGGCUGGGCCAUGCCUCCCAGAAACCGCAAGCUGCCAAACAAGCGACAGGAGACCUGAUGUUUGGUGGGUUCUCAGCAACAACCGCGCUUAACAAGUUCAUGCAGACGCGAGGGAAGCCAGUAGAUCGCGUAGAAAGCAGUACCGCAAAAGUGUCUGACUCUAGGGAUCGCAAUCAAACGAUGACGCACACCUUACCGGUUCGAUCAAGGGGGUCUUCGUCCGACCAGCCAGUGCAUCUGGCUCAGCAGGCACAAACCACCAACAAGCCGCUACCCCAGCUUCCUACCGUUCCGAGUAAUCUGGCGCCUUGUUCUUUCGUGAUCUCAUCGACCUUUCUACAGCAAAGGGGAAUGCUGAAAAUGAUCGAGUCGAUCUACCCAAGUGCAGAGAUGGUGUAUCGAGACUACACCUUACCGCACUCGGCAGCCAAAGAAGCUGAGAUCAUACUGUCACCUUCCACCGGCCUCAUCUUUACCACCUUACAGCAGAUCAAGCAAAGAGCUCUCCCUGGCCAGCCAGAUAAAUCACCCGUGAAAGAACGCAUGUUGAAGCUCCAACUGCGGUAUGAGAGACUGAUAGUGUUGGUGAGCGAAGGGCUAAGCCGCGAGAUGGAAGAGCUAGGAUCGAGCCGACCAGACGACCCACGAGAUACAGAAGCUCUCAAAGCUUUCGAUAUGUUUGCUAGCAAAUUAGAAGGCGAAGUGCUUGUUCGAUACGUUCGUGGAGGGGAACAGGCUCUGGCGCGGUUCACUGUCGUUGAGAUGGCAAACUACGGAUUGCCAUAUGGCUCAGCAGACAUUGGCGACAUCAAGCCUGUGGCGCAAGAGACAAGCUGGGAAGUCUUCCUCCGUCGAGUCGGCCUCAACCCAUUCGCUGCUCAAGUGAUCAUGGCAUGGCUCCGCAAACCCUUGCACAUGCCGAUAGCUCCUUCUUCAACCCAUCACGCGAAGACAGUCUCAGCAUUUGGUCUCGCCCGUUUCUUUCUGAUGAGUGAAGAGGAGCGAAUCCAUUCAUUCCAAGCUUUGAUGGGUGGAUAUCGCGUUCUGAUGAGGGCCAGCGAGCUAAUCGACCAACGGUGGGUCAGCGCUGUGCAUGGGUUUAGGAUGUGA
Molecule: messenger RNA, 2835 nt
Organism: Alternaria triticimaculans
Lineage: Eukaryota; Fungi; Ascomycota; Dothideomycetes; Pleosporales; Pleosporaceae
Exons: 2
Coding region: 1-2835 (944 amino acids)
Source: RefSeq, a predicted model, not a curated record